Molecule: messenger RNA, 4902 nt
Organism: Geodia barretti
Lineage: Eukaryota; Metazoa; Porifera; Demospongiae; Tetractinellida; Geodiidae
Source: the annotation of a GenBank genome assembly
AUGGAGGGAGACCCUCAGGUACUGGCAGAGGGGAUGACCCUGCAAUUAACCUGCACAACGGCUGGAGCUCCACCUCCCGUCGUCUCCUGGUCACGGGAGGGAAUUACCCUCAACCUCACCGACCCACGUCUGGAUAUCAGGGGGAACACCCUAGUAAUUGAAGGAGUGACAGUAAACGACUCUGAUAGAUACUUCUGUUCAGUCACCUCCAGUGCUGGUACCACAGCUAACAGCAUCGACGUUGCCGUGGUGAGGAUUAAUGACCCCAUCCCUCUGCCCACCAACGCAACCAUUGGUGACACUGUGGUUCUGGAAUGUGAUAACGACCUCCCGAUCUCCGUGGAGACGGCUUGGAGACUCCGCCUCUCCCCACUGGAAUCCAAUGCCUCGCGGGAAGUAAAUUUCACGGGGAGGUUUGUGAUGGGGGAGAGGGGGGAGCUGGUGGUGUUCAACGUCCAGCCGGAGGACAUGGGGAGAUAUGAGUGUGUCCUCGGUGAUGGCAUCAGUCUAUUCAGAGAUCUACAGCUACAGGCUGUGCCAGUGAUCACCAUAUCCCCAGAGCCUCCGUGUCAGACACCCAACACCAUAACCACCACCACCGCCGAUAUUAUCGAGCUCACCUGUGAUGCACGCGGAGCCCCAACCCCACAAGUAACGCUGCUCACUCCCAACAGAGGCAACAUCACUGGAAUGGGAAGUGUGUCGUUGCGUCUCUUGCCUCCUCAGUUGGAAGAUUCGGGAGAGUAUGUGUGUAUAGCAGUCAAUGAGGUGGGAGUGGCUGUCAGGAGGUUCAACAUCAAUGUCAUGGCUGCACUGAAUCUGAAUCAAACCCUCUUCAUCAGUCUGGAGCUCCUGGUGGGAGAGACUGCCGUACUCAACUGCACUAGUCCAGGUAUAUACACCCAUUCGUCAAUACCUCAUACUCCACAACCUAUACCCCAUACCCUGUACUCCAUACCCCAUACCCCACAUCUCAUACCCAAUGCUUCAUACCCCACCCAAUACCCCCUGACUGAUAUAGCCGUCUACCAGUGUGAUGCCACUCUUCCUAUGGGACUACUGGCAACCAUCGAAUACGGAGUCCGCGUGUUUGAGGCGGCAUCCAUAGCAGGCCGUUGUCCUCUGCCAGAGAGGAGGUUUGCCACGGAGGGCGAAGACGUCUCCCUCAACUGCACCGUGCGCGGCAACACCAGACCGAAUCUGGAAUGGAGGUUUGGGAACGAGACCAUCAUGGAAGGGGGGCAGUUUGAGUUCAUGACUCUCGAAAUGGGCCUCGGGUUCAGAGAGGAGGAGUUGUUGAUCAGGGAGGUUACCAUGGAGAACAGGGGAGAGUACUCGUGUAUCGCCACCAACUCCAGGGGAAUGGAGUCCUACAGCUACUUCCUGGAGGUUCAAGAGGGUGUUAAUAGACCAUUCUUCAGACAGCAACCAUUGUCAGAGGCCAGUGUGGUCGCCGGGGAAACAGCUGUGAUCCACUGCGAGGCAGUCGGAGGACCAAACCUUGUCCUCUCCUGGUUCAGGACCCCUCUGGAGUCUGAUACCCCAAUCACCGAGUCAUUGGGGGUCAGUACCCCAAUACCCCAGUCACUGAGUCACUGGGGUCAGUACCCCAAUACCCCAGUCACUGAGGUAAGUACCCUAAUACCCAGUCACUGGGGUCAGUACCCCAAUACCCCAGUCAUUGGCGUCUAUCCCAACACCCCAGUCACUGAGGUGGACCUCAGUACCCCAAUACCCCAGUCACUGAAGUCAGUACCCAAAUACACAAUUACUGAGGUAAAUACCCCAAUACCCCAGUCACUGAAGCAGUACCCAAAUACCCAAUCACUGAGUAAAUACCCCAAUACCCCAGUCACUGAAGCAGUUCCCAAAUACCUCAAUACCCCAGUCACUAGGCUGUUCCCCAGUGAGAGAGUGGUGAUAUCGCCACGGGAACUGGUGAUAUUAGACCUUCGACCUGAAGAGGAGGGGUUCUAUUUCUGCAUGGCCAAGAAUGAGCUGGGAGAAAUCACCAGUCGCUCGGGGCAACUCAACGUUUGGACUCCCCCAGAGUUUGACCCUGGACUGAUUAUCAAUUACCUGGUGGUGGAGGGAGCCAGUCCGAGUCUCAUACUCCCAUGCAGCGGAACUGGAGACCCACGACCUGACCUCCACUGGCUGAGAGGCAGCACUGUCCUCCCUACUGGCAUCAAUGAAAUGAGAAUUCUCCCAGAUGGAAGUCUAGAGAUAUUUCGUCCUGGUCCGCAGGACGAAGGUGAUUACGACUGUCGUCUUGCCAACGCAGCUGGCGAGAGAUUCCUCAGAUUCAACGUCCGAGUCCAAGCUAUACCCAGGGUGCAGAUUGACCCCAGCGACCCCCCGACCCUCGAUGUGGGUGCCCAGCUGUCUCUGUUCUGUUCGGACAUGAGGACGCAGCCGGAGGAACUGGAAGUGCUGAAAUGGAGCAGGAACGGGGAGCCCCUGGUGACAGGAGGCAAUAUCGUGGUCUUCCCCAAGACCGGAGAACUUGUCAUAUCUGACAUGCAGAUCUCAGACUCUGGCAACUACACAUGUGAGAUAUGCUCCUACGCUGGAUCAGAUAAUGAGACUGUGGUUAUCAUUGUUGAAGACCCUCUCCUGGCCAGUGGAGUAAUGACCACACCCCUUUCUGUCUCCAGCCCCACCCCCUUCACUCAGACACUCUCGGAGGGCCAGACAGCUCAGUUUGUCUGCGUGACCUCUCGACCUCCACCAGGCUCAGAUAUCAUGGUAGAGUGGCUCAAAGACGGAGAACCUCUGAGGAACCUAAAGCGGAUCACAGUCGGGGAGAUUGAGGUGGGCAGUCAGCUCACCAUCACUGAUGUCAGGAUCACCGACGAAGCCGCUUACUCCUGCAUCGCCAGCAACCGCAUCGGAGAAGUGGAGUCCAUUGAUUUCAAUCUAGCCAUCUCCACUCGUCCCAUCAUCACGUGGGCUCCUGCCAGUAGAGAUAUUAUUGCAGGCGAGAACAUCACACUGUCAUGUAAGGCAGUGGGGACACCUGAGCCUGAGAUUACGUGGCUCUUCAAUGGAGAACAGAUCACUGGCUGUCUGUUUGAGUCACCCAACACCAUCUCAGUCUGCAACACUACAGUAGCUUCGUCCAGAGGCUGGUAUUCCUGUGUUGCCCGCAACAUUGCAGGGACAACGGAAUACUCCGUCUAUGUUAAUGUGACCUCCUCAUCGACAAUGGCCCCCAACAUUACGUCGCGGAGUCAGUCGAUGGUUGUUAAUGCUGGCAACUCCCUCAUCCUCGACUGUCUGGCUACUGGGAAUCCUCUACCUGUCAUCACUUGGCUCAAAGAUGGGGAGAGGUUGGUGAGUAACUGUGAGUCCCCCAGUGGAGGGGCCUGUGUGGUGCUGGGUAUGGACGGCAGUGUCUACAUAAGAGACACCCAGUUGUCAGACACCGGGACCUACACAUGCGUGGCCACCAACACUGCUGGCCAGGCCGUGUACGAAGUCCACGUUCUAGUGACCCCUUCUGCAGAGCUGCCACGGUUUGCGGUGUUCCCGCGGAUCGUGAACCAGUCUGCAGAGCUGUUCGGUGUGGAGUGUCAGACGACCUCUGACCCCCCAGCCCACCUCUGCUGGCUGACUGGAGAUCACACUGUCAUCUCCAAAAACAGUUCUGAUAAUAUACAGCAUCGGAGGACUCUGUACGUAGUGAACCCAGUGACGGAGGACAGUGGCCAGUACAUCUGCAGGGCCAACAACUCGGCAGGGAUCAACCAGGUCUCCAUCACACUCAGACUGGGAGAGGACAUCAGUGGAGAUGGAAGUAUAAGAGACACCUCAAAUGAUGCAGACGAAUCUCAAGAGCCAAAGUUUCUGGAGGCUCCGGGCGACGUGGUGACAUAUGAGGGACUGCCAGUGAUUGUACCGUGCAGCACAACCAAAUCACUCGACUCCUUCACCGUGUGGCGGAAAGGCAAGCGGCCCCUCCUCCAGGACGACGACAUCACCGUGACAACCAAUGGGUCCCUGGUGAUAGAGAGGUCAAAGGUGGAUCAUUCGGGGGAGUAUGAUUGUGUGGCGGUGAGUGAGGAGGGAGUUCUGCGGGCCACCAUCUCCAUUGACAUCCAGUCCAGACCAGGACCACCUGACCUUUUGACCUCUCCCCGUGACAUCCGAGUACCUGUCGGAACAGGGUUUGUGUUGCCAUGCCAACCAGACGGAGUGCGGGAGGUGACGGGGUUGUCGUGGUUACUGAAUGGAGAACCUCUGGAGUCAGAGUGUGGGGUGAGAGAGGUGAGGGAGGAUGGCAGUUUGCGUGUUGCCAGGGCAACCAACACAUCGGCUGGGGUCUACACCUGUCGCGUGAGGAACAACUACGCCACGAUAAUAGACGCAACUGCCACUGUGACUGUGACAGACUCCGCCCACAGCACGAACGUGCAGUGGACUCAGGGGACACGCCCACUCCCAUUCUCCCCCUUCAUCAUCCCAUUUGGAGCCCGCCUUCUCUUCAUUACAGUACAGUCCGCCCACCAGGGAGAGUAUACCUGCACUUACAAUGGCAGCACGUUCAGUGUCUUCCUCAAUGUCCUCGUGGCCCCUACCAUUAUCAACCAAACUCCAAGUCUCAGUGUGUCAAGAUAUGAUCCUCUGGCUCUCGACUGUCAAACUACUGGCAACCCAAAACCACUAUAUGCAAUUCUUCCAGAAUCACGUUUUGGCAGAUUCAAACAGAACGUCUCCCUGCAGGUGGUGUGGUUCUUGAAUGGAGAGCCAGUUGACGGCCGUAGUGUCCAGGCCACGCCUCUAGCCACAGGGUCUCUCUACCUCCACCCUCCUCUGCCCCCCGGGGACACCAUCGCCACAUGUGAGGCCAGCAACCAUCUGGGAGUGGUCCGGAGCACUACCGUCAUCACUGCCUCCUAG